Messenger RNA from Neomonachus schauinslandi (Hawaiian monk seal), 665 nucleotides. RefSeq names its product crystallin gamma S (gene CRYGS). Gene Ontology annotation, molecular function: structural constituent of eye lens. Gene Ontology annotation, biological process: lens development in camera-type eye; visual perception. The transcript is spliced from 3 exons. The record is from RefSeq and is a predicted model, not a curated record. Bases 34 to 570 code for a protein of 178 amino acids. NCBI's taxonomy places the organism in Eukaryota, Metazoa, Chordata, Mammalia, Carnivora, Phocidae.
UCCAGCACUGGGGAAACCAAUCUAUGCACCAAAAUGUCUAAGUCUGGAAACAAGAUCACUUUCUAUGAGGACAAGCACUUUCAAGGCCGCCACUAUGACUGUGACUGCGACUGUGCAGAUUUCCACAUGUACCUGAGUCGCUGCAACUCCAUUCGAGUGGAGGGAGGCACCUGGGCCGUGUACGAAAGGCCCAACUUCGCGGGCUACAUGUACAUCCUACCUCGGGGCGAGUACCCCGAGUACCAGCACUGGAUGGGCCUCAAUGAUCGCCUCAGCUCCUGCCGAGCUGUUCACCUGUCUAGUGGAGGCCAGUAUAAGAUUCAGAUCUUUGAGAAAGGAGAUUUUAAUGGUCAGAUGUACGAAACCACUGAAGAUUGCCCUUCUAUCAUGGAGCAAUUUCACAUGAGAGAGGUCCACUCCAGUAAGGUGCUGGACGGCGUCUGGAUUUUCUACGAGCUACCCAACUACCGUGGCAGGCAGUACCUUCUGGACAAGAAGGAGUACCGGAAGCCCAUCGAUUGGGGUGCAGCUUCCCCAGCCGUGCAGUCUUUCCGCCGCAUUGUGGAGUAAUGAUGUGGAUGGGGCCACAGGCUUCUCCCUGGGGGCCACAUGCUGGCUAGCCUUGUCAUCCAAGUAGGCAUCAUAAAUAAAACAAUUGGCAUGCA